Hydractinia symbiolongicarpus is the source of this 2739-nucleotide messenger RNA. Its product is annotated as transcription factor coe2-like. Lineage: Eukaryota; Metazoa; Cnidaria; Hydrozoa; Anthoathecata; Hydractiniidae. Gene Ontology annotation, molecular function: RNA polymerase II cis-regulatory region sequence-specific DNA binding; DNA-binding transcription factor activity, RNA polymerase II-specific. Bases 16 to 1983 code for a protein of 655 amino acids. Gene Ontology annotation, biological process: regulation of transcription by RNA polymerase II. The transcript is spliced from 14 exons. The record is from RefSeq and is a predicted model, not a curated record.
GGAGUUAUCGUUGAAAUGCUGUGUACUUUAAUUCCUUUAUAUUUAGAUUCCUCCCUCAAGAGUUUCCGAAAUAAAUUUAUGUUUUUCAUAUCAGCUACCAUUUAUUUCAGAACAUUUUUUGUCCAUUCGAACGUGAUUUAUACAAAGGCUACAGAGGAUAUUAUUAAUGGAAAUAUCUUGCCUUGUGCCACGGAUGCUCUUCCACAACCAAACUACCCUCAUAUGCAACCAACAUUUACCCAUCCAACUCAAGCACCACCGCCUCCGCCAUCAUCAGUCGGUUGCGAAGUCGUUAAAGCAGUUUUUGAAAAGCAGCCGCCGUCCAAUUUACGAAAGAGCAACUUUUUUCAUUUCGUUUUGUCAUUAUACGACAAAAACAACAACCCUAUUGAAACCGAGAAAGGUUUAUUUAACGGUUUUAUAAAAGAACUAGAUGAAGAUGAAGGGGAUCCGAAAAAAAACGGAAUUCAGUAUCGGCUGAAAUUUACCUUUGCGAAUGGAUAUCAGGCUGAGCAAGAUAUAUACGUGAAAUUAAUCGACUCGCAAAGCGGAGAGAUAAUAAAGUAUGAAGGCCAAGACAAAAAUCCAGAGAUGUGUCGCGUUUUGUUGACGCAUGAGGUUAUGUGCAGUCGUUGUUGUGACAAAAAAUCAUGUGGCAAUCGAAACGAAACACCAUCUGAUUGUGUUGUGGUGGAAAGAUAUUUUGUAAAGUUUUUCAUGAAAUGCAAUCAGAAUUGUUUAAAAACAGCUGGAAAUCCGAGAGAUAUGAGGCGAUUUCAGAUCGCUAUAGCAACGACACCAGACAUGAAGGAUCCUAUCGCGAUCUCAACAAAUAUGUUUGUUCACAACAAUUCCAAGCAUGGUCGCCGCUCGUCAUCUAAAAUCAAACUGGAACCAAUGGAAGCUCCACCACUAGUGAAAGCUCUCAUUCCAUCGGAAGGAUGGACAAGCGGAGGAUCUCAAGUCAUCAUUAUCGGCGAGAAUUUUUUUGAAGGCUUACAAGUCAUAUUUGGUAACUGUCUUGUAUGGAGCGUCGAGGUGUUUUCUCAAACAGCACUUCGUGUGGUUGUCCCACCACAUCCGAUGCCAGGAAUGGUAGAGGUUGUCUUAGCGUUUAAUUCACGCCCAAUCUUUCACGGUGCACCGGGGUGUUUUAUUUAUAAUUCGUUAAAUGAACCAUCGAUCGAUUACGGAUUCCAGCGUUUAACAAAGUUGCUUCCAAGACAUCAAGGAGAUCCAGAGAAAGUACCGAAAGAAAUCAUUUUAAAAAGAGCUGCAGACAUGGUGGAAUCAAUUUAUUCUGCCCAAGGCAUGUCGUUUAUCCCAUCACCAACUCCGCAAACUAUGAUGAACGCAAUGAGACCGAUGCCCAACAACUCCACCAGUUAUCCACCGCCGUCGCCGUAUUAUCCUUACCAAACAGCCAUGCUGAUGCCACCCCGUGCGCAACAACGUCCAGAUAUUAUGGUGACUGACACUUGCAUGGAAGGGUCAAACGAUGACGUAUUUACUGAGGAGCGUGAUGAGAACAACAACCAGCCAGAUAAACGUAUGAAGAUGGACAUGAAAUCGAGCAGUUACAAACCGAGUAUGACUCACGAUACUUCCUUUGUUCCAACACAAAUCAAUUCUUCUUCGUUUCUCGGUCCUAACAAGCACUCCAUGGGCAUGAUGUACGGCUACUCGGGAAUGAAUGUUACUUCGACACAGCACUCGUUAUAUGGAACGAAUCAAGGAGUUCAAGCUUCCCCAAUGCUGCCACCAACGCCACAGAGCUUACCACCAACUCACAAUGGUUCAAACAAUGUCUUUCAGUUCGGUAGUACAAACAACUUACAACAAAAGCAAAACAACUUUCAGCAAAUCUCUCCGCAACAAAUAAGAGAAGGAAGUCCGAGUGUUACGCCUAACGGAAUACAAGAUGUUAAUAUUCCAUCAGCAAGUUACGAAGACGAACAACAAUACCAAUCCAUCACUAACUAAAUUUUGAGAUAUUCAAUAACCAUUUGUAAUAUAGUCCAACAAAAAGGUAUAGGUAUGGCUGCGCUUUAAAAAUUCCACAUGCAUACAACAGGCAAAAUAUUGGUCAGUGAAUUUGCUAUUUUAAAAAUGGCGCUAGAAAUGUGCAUGGGGGGUCGUGUUCCAGAUAAAGAUGCCCAGGACAGAUAAUUUCCCAGUUUGCUUCUAGAACAACUUUAGUACUUUCUAAAUCCAGAAAUAGCCUUACAUAAAAACUUUCCAACAGCUUUCGUUACUCCAAAGAUUUUUGAAACGAGAUAGGGUUUUACUUUUUCUUAUAUAAGUAGGCUUAACUCAAGCUAUUGUUUUGUAAAUUUUGUAAUCGGAUGCUUUGAGCAAUGUGUUUCUUUCUGUUACAGUGUUUAUAUAUAGAUUUUAAUAUAUUCCGUAUGACAAGUGUGUUUAUAUUUAUGCCAAUGAGUAUCGUACCUUGUCUGCCCCUGUGACACUGAAUUUAUUUAAUAUUUUGCGACUUAGUAAAAAAUUGUACCCCUUGGUUUUUUAAAAAGUUUUUUCAUAAAGAGAGAUUUGCAAGGUUCCUCGUGAAAUGGCCGACAAGGUAUUUAACUUGUGACUAGUUUUUAUGAAAUACUUUCUAGUCAAAAAUAAAAACUUUCUAAGAUUCAUUGUCGAGAAUCUUAAAAUAUUUUUUACAACAUUGAUGUACAUGCUGUGUAUCUAAUUUAUUGUGUUUUAUUAAUUUUUAUUUUUACAAAGUAA